This is a messenger RNA of Rhinopithecus roxellana (golden snub-nosed monkey), 2255 nucleotides long. It is a transcript of the gene PSAT1, whose product is annotated as phosphoserine aminotransferase 1. Gene Ontology annotation, cellular component: cytoplasm. Gene Ontology annotation, molecular function: pyridoxal phosphate binding; O-phospho-L-serine:2-oxoglutarate transaminase activity. NCBI's taxonomy places the organism in Eukaryota, Metazoa, Chordata, Mammalia, Primates, Cercopithecidae. The transcript has 9 exons. Bases 2 to 1249 code for a protein of 415 amino acids. Gene Ontology annotation, biological process: L-serine biosynthetic process. The record is from RefSeq and is a predicted model, not a curated record.
AAUGGGGCGCCGACUCGGCCCUGGAACAGGGCAGGGUUGCGGAGCCGGCUGCAGACUCUCACCGCGGCGGUGGGGCACGCUAGCAGUUCACGCGUUCGGUCCUUCUUGGCUGACUCGCCGCUCUAGCCGCCGCACCAUGGACGCCCCGAGGCAGGUGGUCAACUUUGGGCCUGGUCCCGCCAAGCUGCCGCACUCAGUGUUGUUAGAGAUGCAAAAGGAGUUAUUAGACUACAAAGGAGUUGGCAUUAGUGUUCUUGAAAUGAGUCACAGGUCAUCAGAUUUUGCCAAGAUUAUUAACAAUACAGAGACUCUUGUGCGGGAAUUGCUAGCCGUUCCAGACAACUAUAAGGUGAUUUUUUUGCAAGGAGGUGGGUCUGGCCAGUUUGGUGCUGUCCCCUUAAACCUGAUUGGCUUGAAAGCAGGAAGAUGUGCGGACUAUGUGGUGACAGGAGCUUGGUCAGCUAAGGCUGCAGAAGAAGCCAAGAAGUUUGGGACUAUAAAUAUCGUUCACCCUAAACUUGGGAGUUAUACAAAAAUUCCAGAUCCAAGCACCUGGAACCUCAACCCGGAUGCCUCCUAUGUGUAUUAUUGCGCAAACGAGACAGUGCAUGGUGUGGAGUUUGACUUUAUACCCGAUGUCAAGGGAGCAGUACUGGUUUGUGACAUGUCCUCAAACUUCCUGUCCAAGCCAGUGGAUGUUUCCAAGUUUGGUGUGAUUUUUGCUGGUGCCCAGAAGAAUGUUGGCUCUGCUGGGGUCACCGUGGUGAUUGUCCGUGAUGACCUGCUGGGCUUUGCCCUCCGAGAGUGCCCUUCGGUCCUGGAAUACAAGGUGCAGGCUGGAAACAGCUCCUUGUACAACACGCCUCCAUGUUUCAGCAUCUAUGUCAUGGGCUUGGUCCUGGAGUGGAUUAAAAACAAUGGAGGUGCCGCGGCCAUGGAGAAGCUUAGCUCCAUCAAAUCUCAAAUGAUUUAUGAGAUUAUUGAUAAUUCUCAAGGAUUCUAUGUAUGUCCAGUGGAGCCCCAAAAUAGAAGCAAGAUGAAUAUUCCAUUCCGCAUUGGCAAUGCCAAAGGAGAUGAUGCUUUAGAAAAAAGAUUUCUUGAUAAAGCUCUUGAACUCAAUAUGUUGUCCUUGAAAGGGCAUAGGUCUGUGGGAGGCAUCCGGGCCUCUCUGUAUAAUGCUGUCACGAUUGAAGAUGUUCAGAAGCUGGCCGCCUUCAUGAAAAAUUUUUUGGAGAUGCAUCAGCUAUGAACACAUCCUAACCAGGAUAUACUCUGUUCUUGAACAGCAUACAAAGUUUAAAGUAACUUGCGGAUGGCUACAAAAAGUUAACAAACACAGUCUUUUUCUUAAAUGAACAUGUUUGUUGUAGAUUCUUCUUUUUUGAAAGAACAGCCAAACAUCUACGGCUCUGUAAAGCUGGUGGGACCUAAUGUUCACCUUAAUUCUGACUUGAACUGGAAGCAUUUUAAGAAACCUUCUUGUUGCUUUUCUAACAAAUUCCUGCUUAUUUUGCCUUUGCUGCUACUUUUUCUAGUUAGAUUUCAAACUUGCCUGUGGACUUAAUAAUGCAAGUUGCAAUUAAUUAUUUCUGGAGUCAUGGGAACACACAGCAUAGAGGGUAGGUGCUUCUAAGUGCUGAAUCUAGACAUCUGUGGGGUCUCCUGGGUUCAGCGGCUGUUGAUUCAAGGUCAACAUUGAUCACUGAAGGAGCGGUUUAAGAGUACCAGGCAAAGGGCGAACUGUAGAUCGAUCUUUAUACUGUUAUCACAAGAGAAGUGACAUACUUUAUGCAUGUUUAUAUUAGCAAGGUCUGUUUUUAAUACCAUGUACUUUGUAUCUCUAUACAUUUAUAUUUCUAAUAAUACGGUUAUCACUGAUACAUGUAGACACUUUUAGAAUUUGUUAAAUCCUUGACCUUGUGCAUUAUUCCAUUAGCAACAGUUGCACCCCCUCCUCAGCCUUCCCCUUCCUCUUUUUAAGCUGUUUUAUGAAAAAGAUCUAGAAGUUCUUGAUUCAUUUUUACUGUUCUUUCCAGAGGUAGAAGAGAAAGUUGAUUGGUUGGUUGUUUUUCAAUUAUGCCAUUAAACUAAACAUUUCUGUUAAAUUACCCUGUCCUUUGUUCUCUUGACUGUUUUCUUUGUAAUGUUUGACGACGAGAGUGAUACUUUGCUGAAAAGUCUUUCCCCUAUUGUUUAUCUAUUGUCAGUAUUUUAUGAUGAAUAUGUAAAAGACAUUAAAGUCCUAAAACAUCUAA